Messenger RNA from Rubroshorea leprosula, 1126 nucleotides. The record is from the annotation of a GenBank genome assembly. Lineage: Eukaryota; Viridiplantae; Streptophyta; Magnoliopsida; Malvales; Dipterocarpaceae.
AGUCUUCGCAGGGCUAUGGGCAAUGGGUUAUUCAGUGAAGUUUUUCUUUGUUCCUCUGCUUCUUGCCCACUUUCUUGCCCUCUCUGUAGCACAGGAAAAUCCCCUAUUUCACGUUUGUUCAAAUGGCAAUGGCAACUUCACCGCAAACAGCACUUACCAGCCCAAUCUCAGUCGUCUCCUCUCCUCCUUCAACAGUAACUCAGAAAACAAUUAUGGGUUCUACAAUGUUUCUAUCGGCGAAAAUUCAGACCAAGUUAACUCAAUUGUGCCCUGUGGAGAAGAUCUGCAUCAGCAAUGCUACCGCUGAGCUAAGAAACAGAUGUCCCAACCAGAAGGAAGCAGUUCUAUGGUACGACGACUGCAUGUUUAGAUACUCAAAUGCUGCCAUCAAGGCCGAGUCUUUUCAUCCUAAUUUCAAUAUGUCAGACAAGAAUAACGUCUUGAACGUCAGUGCUUUCAAUUCUGCCCUAGAUACUCUGCCGUAUAACCUGACAAAUAGAGCAGCAUCGGGUAGUUCGCUUCGCAAGUUUGCAAAGAGGACAGCCACGGCUCCGCCUUCCUACACGAUUUAUGCACUUGUACAGUGCAUUCCUUAUUUGUCCCAGCAGCUGUGCAGCCACUGCUUGUCUCAGUCUUUUACACAAAUUCCAGCAUGUUGUAACAGAAAGCAGGGAGGCAGAGUAGCUGGAACAAGCUGUAAUUUAAGGUUUGAGACCUAUUCUUUCUAUAACGCUUCUGCUGAUGGACCGUCAUCGCUACAGCCGCCACCAGCAACGAUACUGUCGCCACCCUCAAACAGUACUACACUUGUACCGCGGAAGGCAGAGUCAACUCUAAUUAUGAGACAAUUCAGAAUUCAAUUAGAAUUUGAUGAAAGCACCGUCUUGAUUUUGCUGCAGGACAAGAUCAGAAUUCAUCUCGGAAUAUCAUCAUUAUAGUGGUUUCGACCAUUGGCUCCUUGAUACUUAUCUUCCUCAUCUGCAUCUUCAUCUUUUUGAGGGUGAGGGACUCAAAGAAGAAAGUUGAAAGUAAGUCUAAGUUGUUAUACAUAGAUUCUUCCAUUGGGUUUGGAAUUCUUUUGAUUUUGAAAGUUUUUAGUGUAAUUAAAUGAAUAUAGUACUUAUUC